Oryzias latipes (Japanese medaka) is the source of this 892-nucleotide messenger RNA. RefSeq names its product p53 and DNA-damage regulated 1 (gene pdrg1). The record is from RefSeq and is a predicted model, not a curated record. NCBI's taxonomy places the organism in Eukaryota, Metazoa, Chordata, Actinopteri, Beloniformes, Adrianichthyidae. Gene Ontology annotation, biological process: protein folding. Gene Ontology annotation, cellular component: prefoldin complex.
UCUUGUGUUUCUCGUAGAACAUAUUUAGAUGCGACACCGCCAACAUGGAUGCGGGUUCGCAGCGUGUGCUGGACUACCUGACAGAAGUGGAAGAAGCAGCCGAGGAGGUUAUCACAACCAAACAGCAGAUAGUGGACCUGGACUUGAAGAGAAACCGGAACAGGGAGGCGCUGAACGCUCUCAAACAUGAGCUGUCUGAUUCAGAGAAUGUGAAGGUUUGCUUUGGAAACAUGUUUAUUGAGUUUGACAAAUCCAAAACUAAAGGGAUGGUCCAGAAAGACCAAGAACAGCUGGAUAAAGAAAUAAAUAACCUUCGCAGAGAACUGAAAACUAAAUUCAAUCAUCUCAAUGAGAUUCAAGGUAAACCGGAGCUCAGAGGCUACAGACUGUCUGCACUGUCCUCUGAGGAGAUCAAAUCUAUCAACAGCCUCCUGAAGACCUGAUUCUCCGGCUGUUUCGAGUCACUUCUGAGAGAAUGAAGCGCCAAAGCUGCAGGCCUGAGUUCCAGCGCCACAUUUAAACAUCAUUUAAACAUGCUUAUUAAAGGCACCUUGGCUGGACGGUUGGACUGUCGGGGAUUCGUGCAGGACACUUCUGCAGGUUCAAAAGAUGACAAACAUGUCCUUUUUUGCACCCGGUUCCUGGACUGUUUUAAUAAAGUUCAUAUCUAUUAUAUUUACAGUUUUAAAGUUGUUUCCUUUAGUAGACAGCAGCAGAAUCUAUAUUAAACAUCUUCUAGAAUUGUAGUAGUUAAAGAUGGCUGUACUGACUGGUCAAAGUCCACUUUCCAAACUCUCUUUAAAGGAGAUGUUUGGAUGUCCAUGUUCCUCUGACUCUGAAGUUUUUGUGUAAAUAAUCUUUUAAAAGAAAUAAAAGAAUUUAUUAUCAAGUA